AGUCCAGAAAAAUCAGAAUUUUCCAUUCAACAAUGAAUUGUCCAGUGCAACUGAUAGUCGCAAUUUUAAUGAUUAAAUCUGCUUAUUCUCAAGUUACUACAUCAAAUGAUAUCCCUGGGACUUUGAAAUGUGAAGGCUGUUCCAUUUAUAAACUCACGGAAAAUGACAAAAAAGAAAUUUUGUUUGCCCACAAUUCCCUUAGAGAUAAAUUGAGUCAGGGUAUCGAAGGAAUGGGUAACCCAAGGCCACAACUGAAAGCUAUCAACUUAGAACAUCUGCAAUGGGACGAAGUUUUAGAGGAGGAAGCUUGGAAUGAACUCUAUUCGUGCUCAUCUGACCCAGACUUUCGUAAAUGUUUUACAGAUCUCUCUAAUCCUGUAACAGGUCACAACUAUGACUACAUAGUUAAUCCCUUCAACUCAAGUGAUUCUGUGCUAUCUAUUGUUAAGAAAUGGUCCUCUCAAGCGAAUACGUUCAACCACGAACAUGCCAGCUCAUUAACCACAAGUGAUCUGACAGUCGCUAGAGCGUACACUCAGAUGGUUUGGAGUAGAAGCACGAAAAUUGGAUGCGCUGCUUUCAAAGAAAAAAUAGUAGAAUACACCGAUAUGACUCACUUGAUUUGCAAGUACAGAGAACCUGGAAACAUUAUUGGUCAACCAGUUUACUUUACCUCGUCUACUGUCCUUCAUCAACCUCCAACUGGUAUUAAUAGUAUGACAACAAGUUUCAAAACUAACAUACCAAACCUUCCUACUAAUGACGGACAAGUAGUUACUGGUGAUAUGACACCAAAAUUCAAUACUAACAUACCAAAACUAAUGACGGACAAAUUAUUUCCAGUAGUAUGA
This is a messenger RNA of Copidosoma floridanum, 851 nucleotides long. Its product is annotated as venom allergen 5-like. NCBI's taxonomy places the organism in Eukaryota, Metazoa, Arthropoda, Insecta, Hymenoptera, Encyrtidae. The record is from RefSeq and is a predicted model, not a curated record.